AUGGACAAUUUAUAUUAUAAUAUAUAUACAAGUGAAAUAUAUGAAAAAAAAAAGUAUGCCUUUAAAAAUAACAUUCAUGUGAAAGAGAAUGUUUUAAAGGAUGCAAAUAUAUAUGAUUAUAUAAUAAAAUAUACAUUAAAUGUUAUAGUAAAUAAUAUUGUUAAUAAUAGUAUAGACCCCAAAUACAAGUAUGAUUGUGAAUCUUUUAAGAAUCAUAAGAAUAAUGAUAUAUCAAAUUUAAAAUAUAGGUCAACACAAAAUGACUUUCUUAUUUCAAAUAUUUUAAAUAAACAAUAUAAAAAUAUUCCAAAAAUGGAUUUACAAAAUGAUAUAAAAAAUUGUAAUUUAAUACCAUCCGAAUUAGAGGCUUUUUCAUAUAAUAAAAUUUUAUCGUCAUCAAGAAUGUAUGAAUAUGAAGAAUUGAAUACCUUUAAGGAUAGUUUUAUUACAUACAUAAUAAAUAAUCCACACCUAUAUAAGAACAAGCUUGAAGUGAUCUUAAGUUUAAUUAUAUUUUCAUUUUAUAAUGCCAAGAAAAACAUGGGAAGUUAUUAUUUGUUUGAUGUUUUGAUGAAAACGAUAAAUUAUUAUAAAACAUAUAAUAAACUCAAAACAAGUUUUAUACUUUUUUCUCCCAUCAUUCAAGUGCAAAAGAAACAUAAACGAUAUGUUAACUUAAGUGAUAUUAUAUUAAACCCUUAUGAUAAUAAUAAUAAUAAUGAUAAUAAUAAUUAUAAUAAUAAUAAUAAUAAUAGUAAUAAUAAUGAUAAUUAUAAUAAUAAAAGUUACAGUGAAAACCUUCUCUUAACAUUUGAUAGUACCAAACAACUUAUUAACAUUGUACGAAAAUAUCAUGAUAUUUGUGGAAGUACUACAGCCACUUCAAAUACAUUAUCUACCGUUAGUAAGAAAAAAAGAAAAGGUGCAUGCCACCUGCACAAGAAAAGAGUCAAUUUUAAUGAUACACAUUUUAAAGAUUUUAAAAACAAGAGAAAUAAAGAUAUUAAAGAAUUGAAUUUUUUAAAUCAUGAGCUAACCAAAAAAAAGCUAGUUCAAUAUAAUAAAAAAAAAAAAAAAAAAGUGAAAAAGUAUCAGUGUCACGAUAUAAGCCACAAAAAUUGUGAUAAUAAUAUAUUUCAAUUUCAUUUUAAUAAUUCAGACCAAAGUCAAGAGAGACAACGAGAGAAUUUUCAAGGAGUAGUAUUAUCUUAUAUAAAGUAUAAUAAUUCGAAUUUUAAUUUAUCAUGUUAUAUAAGUAUAAAAAAUUAUAAUUUUAAUUCGAGCAUUAGAAUAUGUUACGUUCCAUAUUAUAAUAAUUAUUAUAGUAAUAAAAAUAUAUGGUCCAAAUUAAACAUGAAAAUGUUUUUGUAUUGUUGGUGUUCUGUUGAGGAGGUAUGUUUUUCAGACUGCACGAUGAAUACUUUAGAAUAUGUAUCUAAUGAAGAAAAGAUUAAGAGGCUUGAAAAAAUAAAUUACUAUAAGGAUAAGUAUAAUAAGAUGAUAAAUGAAGAAAGGAAUAAAUUAGAAAAAAACAAAAUAAUAUUAAAAAAUAAGAAUAAAUGGAAUAAUUAUCAUAAUUACUAUAAUAUUAGUAAUAGUAGUAAUAUUAAUAGGUGGUGUCCUUGUAAUAGUGCAGAACAGAAAUGUAAAAAGAUGUAUCUUUGUAAUAAUGAUUAUUCAUUACUUGCUACAAGUGAGAAUAUAAAAUUAAGAGGAUAUCAUAAUAACAAUUAUAAUAGAUAUAAUUCAUGUAGUUUUAUCAGCAACCUUAAUGAUGAUGGUAUAUCUACAAAAUUUCCAAACAACAGAGAUGUGGAACCUGGAUACAAUAGUGAUAAUAAUAUUGUUUAUAGAAAUAACAAAAGGAAGAGAAGAAAGAAGAAACGUUUUAAUGUAUGUAAAAAUGAAAAACAUUAUUGUAAAUAUUUAAGUGAUGAUGAUAUGACAUAUGAUAAUUAUUGUAAUUAUUUUUAUGAAAAUGUCGAGAGUGUAAAUGUAUCUAGUUAUUUAUAUUAUUUCAAAUUAAUAAAUAAAAAAAGGUUAAAUAUGAAAAUUAAUCAGAUGGAACAAAAGAUGGAGUUUAACUAUGAUGUUUUUUUAAGAUCAAUUUAUGAGAGUAAUGAAAAAAAACGAAAUAUGAUAUACAACGGAUAUUAUAAUUCUGACAUAUAUAAUAAUAUAGAAGAAGAUUAUAAUUAUGAAGAUUCUAAUGAUGAGAAUUAUCAUGAAAAUGAUGAUUAUAAUAAUAAUAGUAAUAAUUUGAAUGAUUGUUAUGAUAUUAUAGAGAAUGAAGACAUGUUACCACACCAUGCUUGUUUAAAUUAUGAUCAUUUUAAUAUGAUAACAUGUUAUGAGAAAAUAAUAAAAUAUAAGCCCUUAACUACAAAAUAUAUUUUAUGUUGUAAGGAGGUUUUUUUCUGUUCUAGUGAAGAAUAUGAAGAUGAUGAAAUGAACCACCAUAAUCAUCUUAAUCACCUUAAUCAACUUAAUCACCUUAAUAAUCAUGAUAAUAUUAACCACAUUAACAAUCACAAUCACAAUAAUAAUAAUAAUAAUAAUUGUAGUAAUAAUUCAUUUUAUAACCAUAGUAGUAAUUAUUCACAUAUGCCAGAUGGAAGACGCAAAGGUAUGAAGAGAUUUGUAGAAGGUAAUAAUAUAAAUAAAGAACACCAUGGAUAUGGUGAGGAGGAAGAAGAAUACGAUGCAUACCAUAAUGAAAAUAUUGGUAACAGUCGAGUGAAUGGGCUCUUAAGUAAUCGCAUGAUGAAACAAGAAAUUGAUGAUGACAUGGAAAAUCAUAGAAAUAAUAACAAUAAUAAUAAUAAUAAUAAUAUCAAUAUUAAUAGCAAUAUCAAUAGUAAUGGUAAUAUUAAUAAUAAUAGUAAUGUUAGGGGAGAGAUGAUGAAUGGAUUUAAUUAUAAUAAUGAUCUUCAUUUAAAUAAUAUAUAUGUAAAAGAGGAAAUGAAAGAUAUUAAUUAUAAUGAUACUGAUGAUAUACAUGAUAUGGAAGAAGGAAAAGAUUUUGAAAGUGUUAUUGAUGAAAAUAAUGAAUAUAAUGAAGAGAUAGAUGUAAAAUAUGAAAUAUCUACAGAAAAUAAUGAAGGUACUACUUUACAUAUACCAUCUAAUGAUAUGGAUAUUGGAAAAGGUGGUAGUAUGACUGAUCAUGGAUUGAAUAGUAAUAGUAAUUUUCUCUGCACAAGUUCAACAAAUGAAAAUGGUUUAGAUAUGAAUAUGUUAGAUAACAAAAUGAAGAAUAAUAAUAUGAAUAAUAAUAUGAAUAAUAAUAUGAAUAAUAAUAUGAAUAAUAAUAAUAAUAAUAAUAAUAAUAACAGUUUGAAACAUAAACCUCAACAAAAAACUAAUAAUGAAGGAAAAGAAAAAGUAAAAAGACGACGUAAAAAUCCUUUUAGUAGAAGUGUUGUAGGUAUGUCUCCUGCAAGUAAUAAUGAUAUGUCAAAAGCUUAUGGUGAUAUGAUGAAAGAUGGUUCAAAUAAUUUUAUGUACAAGAAUUUUGUUGUUCCUAAAAAGCCGAAUAACUUUUCUUAUUUAAAUUAUAAAGAAGUAAAAGAAUAUUUAAAAGAUUUGACUAUACUAAAAAGUGGAGCAAAUUGGAAAACUUAUAAAAUGGAAGAUUUACCAGCUGAAUUGUAUAAAAAUAUUAGACCAAUAAAUCAAAGAGUAACUGGUUUCAAAACAGUUUUAUUGGUUGAUGAAUUAUUUGAAAAAUUAUGGGAAUUCCCAAAUACAGACAUGAUCAAAGUUAGGACAGUAACUAGAGGAGAUCAAUUUAUUGGUGAUAUUCGAAUUGACUUUUAUUAUCGCCAGAGUGAGAGAACCUUAUGUCGUGCAUGUGGAAGGCACAUCCUUAAGCAGAAGUUUGCCACGGAGCACUACCAAAGGAAUAUAAAUUGCUGGAAAGAAGUUAUGUGGAGAUUAGGAAUACCGGAGCUGCAUUACUACAACUCAGUUCGAAAUGACUUUUUUGAUUCAAGGUCUAACAACAUGGAAAAUAACAAUGAACAGGCGUUGCUGGACAGGACGUUAAUGUUGUAUAACCAAGAAUUGAUUAAGAAGGCUACUGAUUUUGUGAAUGAGGAAUUAAAAUAUUACGAUGAAAAUGUGGUGAGUAAGCCACGUAAGAGUAAGGUGAACAGUUGUUUUGAAUUGGAUAUAUUAUUAUUGGAUGACAACAAUAUAAUAAUUCCUAGUGUAAAGAAUGAAGUGGAUGAGCCAUAUUUUGAAAUAGCUGCAAUAUAUCCUAAUAACGGAUUUCCUGAUGAGAAUUAUUCUCGUAAUUUUUGUUAUAUAAAGAUAACAUUUAAUAAGUUAGGAGGUAUGGUAUUACGUGAUUUGUUUACAUUAGAAUGUGAGUUUUUAGUAGAUUGGGGAGACAAUUUAUUAAUUCAGGCAAAGAAAUAUACAUUACAUGAGGUAUAUAAUAAUUCUGAAUCAUAUGAUAUAAAUUUAAGAAAUUUGUAUGACCAAGGAUUUGCAUAUUUACGAUGUAAUGUACCACAAAAGCCAAAUGGAAAGGUAAAUUUAAAAGUGCGUAUACCUAAAACAGUAUGGCAUUAUUGGGAGGCAGUAGCUGAAGAAUCAUUGAAAAUAAAUUAUGAAUUUUUAGAUAAGCAUAAUGUUCAUAGGCAAUUAUUAUUUUGUUCAUAUUUGGAUAAUAUAAAUAAGAAUUUUACAGCAUAUGUAAAGAAUUCAUCAAAGAGUGGUGGUACUAACAAUAAUAAUAAUAAUAGUAAUAAUAAUAAUAAUAAUAAUAAUAAUAACAAUAAUAAUAAUAAUAAUAAUAAUAAUAAUAAUAACAAUAAUAAUAAUAAUAACAAUAAUAAUAAUAAUAAUAAUAAUAAUGGUAAUCAUCAUCAUAUGGCUAAUCUUAUGACUACUAAUAAUAUGAAUCAUAACAAUAAUAACAAUAAUAAUAAUAAUCAUAUGUUUGAAUUAAUGAAUAAUAAUAUAGCUAGUUUUGCAAAAUUGGAAGAUGAUUUUAUUCCAAGAAAUUCAUAUAACAAUAUGGAUAAGAAAUCAAAAAAUAAUGGUAUGCCCCCACCCCCACCAGAUUUAAUGAAUAGUAAUAAUAAAAUGAUGCCUUAUAAUUUUAAUAGUUUUUCUAAAGGACCUACAGGUGGUGUAGUAGGAGCAGCAGAUCUGGCAAACAUGUCUAAUAUGAAUAAUAGAUUAAUGUAUAAUCAAAAUAAUAAUCCAAAUAAUGCUAACAAUAAUAAUAAUAAUAAUAAUACUAAUAAUAUGUAUAAUAAUAUGGAUUAUGCAGCUGUUUUAAAUUCCAUGCCCUAUU
Messenger RNA from Plasmodium gaboni, 5308 nucleotides. RefSeq lists its product as hypothetical. The transcript is spliced from 3 exons. The record is from RefSeq and is a predicted model, not a curated record. The annotation marks the transcript as partial. NCBI's taxonomy places the organism in Eukaryota, Apicomplexa, Aconoidasida, Haemosporida, Plasmodiidae.